Messenger RNA from Arabis nemorensis, 462 nucleotides. Lineage: Eukaryota; Viridiplantae; Streptophyta; Magnoliopsida; Brassicales; Brassicaceae. The record is from the annotation of a GenBank genome assembly.
AUGACUAUUAGCUCUGGGAUCAGAAACAUCUUUCCAGGUUCUGAAAUAUGCGAUUUUGAGUUUGACCCGUGCGGUUACUCGAUGAAUUCAAUUGAAGAAGAUGCAGUUUCGACCAUCCAUGUGACCCCGGAAGACGGUUUUAGCUAUGCAAGCUUUGAAACAGUUGGGUAUGAUCUAAAAGCUUUGAACUUUAAGGAGUUGGUGAAUAGGGUUCUGAUUUGUUUUGGACCCGAAGAAUUCUCUGUAGCGGUGCACGCUGAUCUUGGAACUGGUCUCUUGGCGCGUGACUGUGUAGUUGAUGUGAAGGGAUACUUGAGCAAAGAGAGAGGACUAGAGGAGCUUGAGCUUGGCGGUUCGGUUCUUUACCAGAAGUUUGUAAAAAGUGUUGAAUGUAGCUCGCCGAAAUUGACUCUUAGUAGGUUUUCUUGGAAAGAGGAAGAAGUGGUUAAAGAAGAAGAGUGA